Molecule: messenger RNA, 2226 nt
Organism: Spinacia oleracea (spinach)
Lineage: Eukaryota; Viridiplantae; Streptophyta; Magnoliopsida; Caryophyllales; Amaranthaceae
Product: phragmoplastin DRP1E
Exons: 15
Coding region: 234-2078 (614 amino acids)
Cellular component (GO): microtubule; membrane; cytoplasm
Molecular function (GO): microtubule binding; GTPase activity; GTP binding
Source: RefSeq, a predicted model, not a curated record
UCUAAAACUUUCAUUCCUUAUCCCUACUAUUUUCAUCAUUUUAACAAUUAAUUUUAAGUUUAUUACAAAACAUUUCUACUUGUCUAGAUUCUCUCUUCCGCAAAUUUCUUCAGCGCGUCCAAAACUUCCCCCAAAACUAAUUUUCUCUCUCCUCCUCCAUUGCUCUGCUGCUCCACCACCGUGGUGACCUUCUCCAACACUCAAACUCUAGGGUUUUGAUUCUCGGAAGAGAGAUGUCUACUAUGGAGAGUUUGAUUGGACUUGUCAACAGAAUUCAAAGAGCUUGUACUGUUCUAGGCGACCAUGGCGGUGGUGACUCGUCUUUCUCUUCUCUUUGGGAAGCUCUUCCUACCGUCGCUGUUGUCGGUGGUCAGAGUUCAGGAAAAUCUUCUGUUCUUGAGAGUAUUGUUGGACGUGAUUUCCUUCCCAGAGGAUCUGGAAUUGUGACGAGGCGGCCGUUGGUGUUGCAAUUGCACAAAACAGAUGAAGGAGAGCAAGAAUAUGGCGAAUUUCUGCACUUGCCAAAGCGUCGGUUCAGUGAUUUUGCCCUUGUUCGCAAGGAGAUUCAAGAUGAGACUGAUCGAGUUACGGGAAAGUCGAAAAUGAUAUCGCCUGUUCCAAUUCACCUCAGCAUAUAUUCGCCUCAUGUUGUCAACUUGACCCUCGUCGAUUUGCCGGGUUUGACAAAAGUUGCUGUAGAGGGACAGCCUGAGAGUAUUGUCAAAGACAUUGAAGAUAUGAUCCGUACAUACGUUGAUAAGCCCAACUGCAUCAUUCUGGCAAUAUCUCCAGCAAAUCAAGAUAUAGCAACAUCAGAUGCCAUGAAACUUGCCAAAGAAGUGGACCCCAGUGGUGAUCGAACCUUCGGUGUUCUAACAAAGUUGGAUUUAAUGGAUAAAGGGACAAAUGCCUUGGAUGUUCUUGAAGGAAGAUCUUAUCGACUUCAACAUCCCUGGGUGGGAAUAGUGAAUCGCUCACAGGCAGAAAUCAAUAGAAAUGUAGAUAUGAUGGCUGCUAGGCACAAGGAGCGUGAGUACUUUGCAACCAGUCCGGACUACUCACAUUUAGUUAGUAGAAUGGGAUCAGAAUAUCUUGCAAAAAUCCUUUCAAUGCAUUUGGAGGCAGUAAUUAGGGCCCGUAUCCCGAGUAUUAUUGCUUUAAUAAACAAAAACAUCGAUGAACUAGAAGCAGAGUUGGACCGGCUAGGUAGACCUAUUGGUGUUGAUGCAGGGGCCCAGUUAUACACAAUCUUGGAACUCUGCCGUGCGUUUGAUAAAAUAUUCAAGGAGCAUCUGGAUGGAGGGCGUCCUGGUGGUGAUCGAAUAUAUGGUGUUUUUGACAAUCAGCUACCUGCUGCUUUGAAAAAGCUUCCAUUUGAUCGGUAUCUCUCUCUACCAAAUGUUAAGAAGGUGGUCUCCGAGGCUGAUGGCUACCAGCCUCAUCUCAUAGCCCCCGAGCAAGGUUACCGCCGUCUUAUUGAUGGUGGUUUAAAUUAUUUCAGAGGCCCUGCCGAAGCUUCUGUAGACGCUGUCCACUUUGUAUUAAAGGAACUAGUGAGGAAGUCAAUUGCAGAAACUCAGGAACUUAAGCGCUUUCCAUCCUUACAAGCUGAACUAGCUGCAGCUUGUUUUGCUUCCUUAGAGAGGUUCCGUGAUGAAAGCAGGAAGACGGUUAUCAGGUUAGUGGACAUGGAAUCUGCAUACCUGACUGUGGAUUUCUUCCGCAAACUUCCUCAGGAUGUGGAGAAAGGGGCAAAUCCAGCUGUCCCAAAUGUGGAUCGAUACAAUGAGGGACACUUCAGAAGAAUUGCAUCAAACGUCUCGUCAUAUAUAAAUAUGAUAUCAGACACACUUAAGAACACCAUCCCUAAGGCAACUGUUCAUUGUCAAGUCAGGGAAGCUAAACACUCAUUGCUGAAUCUCUUCUACACCCAAGUUGGAAAGAGAGAGGCUAAACAGCUUGGACAGAUGCUUGAUGAAGACCCAACAUUGAUGGAGAGAAGACUAAAAUGUGCUAAGAGGCUUGAAUUAUACAAAGCAGCGAGGGAUGAGAUCGAGUCUGUUUCAUGGGCCCGAUGAUACUUUGGAGUGUUGUUGUUUUUUUUUGUAUGUAUGUAUUUAUUAUAGGUGUACUGCUAACUGUAGUAUUUGCUACUGUAUUUAUUUGUUGGUUUGAGCAUUUUUCAUAUAUGCUUCACUGGAGCAGGGUAUUGGAUCUGUGUUCUUA